Molecule: messenger RNA, 1514 nt
Organism: Gigantopelta aegis
Lineage: Eukaryota; Metazoa; Mollusca; Gastropoda; Neomphalida; Peltospiridae
Product: ras-related protein Rab-24-like
Exons: 8
Coding region: 74-700 (208 amino acids)
Molecular function (GO): GTP binding; GTPase activity
Source: RefSeq, a predicted model, not a curated record
UGGAUGGUGAUCACAUUUUCAUUGCUAUAUAUAAACUGCUUUAUUUAGACUUUGUGAGGUUCUGAAGGCUGCGAUGAGUGGAAGUAAGGUGGAUGUGAAGGUCGUUCUGCUCGGCAAGUCGUAUGCGGGAAAGACAUCUCUUGUUGAGCGGUACAUCCGUGGUCAUUUCACUGGUGAUACCGUGGCAUACCAGAAUGUAAGGACAAUUGGAGCUGCAUUUGGAGCUAAGAAAGUGGAGAUUGGUAAAAAGACACUGACUCUGGGAAUAUGGGACACAGCUGGAAGUGAGCGCUAUGAAGCCAUGAGUCGAAUUUACUACCGGGGAGCCGCAGCAGCCAUCUUGUGUUUUGAUCUCACUGACAAAUCAAGCUUUGAUCGAGCUCGAUUCUGGAUUGGAGAACUUAGAGCUAAAGAAGAGUCGUGUAAGAUCUAUCUAUGUGGAACCAAGUGUGACCUCAUUGAGUCAGAUCCAGAUCUACGGAAUGUGGACGAACAAGCAGCUAAAGCUCUAGCAAUGGAUGUGAUGGCUGAACUGUAUGAGACAUCAAGCAAGACAGGAAAAAACAUAAAUGAAUUGUUCCUGCAGAUUGCCAAGGACUAUCUUAAUUCCACGAAGCCUCCAACACCAGGUGAACAUAAAGAAUCAUUUAUACUGAGAGACUGGAAGCAUCCAAGGUCUUGUAUGUGCAAAGGAAGCUAACAUCUUUGUUUAACAAUUCUAUUUUAAGUUUAUCCACGGUUCACAGCCAGAAGAUGUUUUGUUUGAUGGAAGACAGCAGAAUGGCUGCAUUCCCCCAGACUUUCCCUGCCGAAAACAAGAAAGAUUAUUUUUAACCUACCCAAAGAGUCAAAUAAUUCAGUAUUUUUAUUUACCAUGGUCAAUUGAUGGUGAGUGUGUUCUGUAAUGUUAUUGGUUAAGUAUGUUUCCAGGCAUCGAAUAGACAAAUAACACCCACACAGUUAAUCAUGCCAUUAGAAAAUGACGUCAUUAAAAAAUGGGACAGGCUAAGUUCAAGGGUCUGCAGUUAGAUUGUAACCAGGUAUUUCUUUUAAAAAGAAUGAGACAUUAAGUUGAUACUGUGGAAAAACAUUUCAGUUUACAAUGGACAUAGCCAUAUUGAAUUUUUUAAUUUGCGGGUGUUCUAUUUGAUGCUCUUGGAAGUGAUAUUUGACCGAAUGAGUUAGCUGUAGCCCAAAAAAGAAAUGUCUGUGGGCAUCAAGAAAACAACACUCACAGAUCUAAAAAAAAAUGCUUAUUGUUGUCCCCUGAUUAUUAUUAAUUUUGUUACUUUAUGGCAGUUACAAAAAGGAUUGGAUGGGAGAGAUGUGAGACAGUUGUAUUUUUAAUACCCACCAUUGACAUAAUAAUAUAACUCAUCUUUUAUCUGUCUUAAAAUACAUUCCAACAGAUUGACAAUAUGUUUAAAAUGCUGCUGCUUAUCCCCAUGUGAUUAUUUCUGAAUGAAUGGAUGGAUGGAUUGGUUUUGGAUGGGUGGAUAGAUUGGUUUUGGGUG